AUGUCUACUGAGAGACCUCCGCGUGGUGGUAGAGGGAGGGGGUCUGUAAAUCAUGGUACAAGAGGACGAGGGAGGGCUGAUCUACCCAAUACCCUCCAACCCACCCCUACCUCUACUGCUGUCCAUGAUGAUGCCCCUACUUCCAGGGUUUUGAUUAGAUGGGACUCUGGAUGUACCACUAUCCUUGUCCAAUUCCUCGAUACCCACCCUGCCCACUGCCGCAUACUACCUAACGAAUCAAAGAAGGCACACAAUCCUACCAUCAAUGAGCCCUCUCCUUCUGGCAACAAGAGCAAAAUAUGGGUGGAUAUCGCUCAACAGGUGUUUGAGAAUGAUGCAGAGUAUGGGAGUAUGUACGCUGAGGAGAAGAAUAAAUUCACACAGGCGGUGGGCAACCGCCUUUCCUAUCUUAGGACAAAAUAUAAAAAGUAUUGCAGCCGCUUCAGGCAGACUGGGGCUGGUGUUAACCCCCUGGAUGCUAGCAGUGCAAAAAACUUGCGAGAGCAAGUCUUGCAGGAGUUCCCAUGGUUCGACGUGCUAGAUGGUCUCUGGAAAGAUAACACGGCAUACACACCAACUACGAUUUCAUCCGCACUGAGGAUAGACCAUGCAAGUGGCAUGGUCGCCCUUACCGCUGGGAAAGGCAAGGGCCAACAAACUAUGCCCCCCCCCCCCCCCUCCUGUUCCUUCUCACAUUGA
Molecule: messenger RNA, 699 nt
Organism: Suillus subalutaceus
Lineage: Eukaryota; Fungi; Basidiomycota; Agaricomycetes; Boletales; Suillaceae
Exons: 3
Coding region: 1-699 (232 amino acids)
Source: RefSeq, a predicted model, not a curated record